AUGUUCCGAUGCAACCGCGUUCGGUUUGCCAGCCUCGACCACUCGACAGAUUCUUCUACAAUUGGCCACUUUCUUCAAUAUCGGUUUGUUCUUUUGGAUUUACCUGACUCCAGAAAUUCACUCUACUGGCUUUCGUCCGAAUCUGCCGCCGAGACGCAGUCGCUUGGCACUUUGCGCGACGAGCAGCUGUGGGCUCCGGAGAGUGUGAAUGGGCGGCCGGACUGCGAUUGUCUCGCCUGCCUCAGCCACGGCGUCGAAGCGUCCAGAUCCGGCCUCAGACACGACGUCGCCUUAAGACCUUUCGACUCGGCCGAGGCGAUCAUCGUCGAGCCGACGACAUGUCAACCGAUCCGUUGGAUUCCCGAUGCUCCGCUUCAAGGCCAGAAUUGGGCCAGUCUCUUCUCGGCAGAGGUCGGAACAGACGGAGCCAACGGCGACGGCGACGGCGACGGCGAAGGCAACGGCGACGGCGAAUUCAGCGAGACCGAAGAAGAAGCGGAGCCGACUCGCGAUGCAAGCCGAGGCUACAGCGGCUGUGAAGACUGUGGGUGUGUCGAGGAGGCGACGACGUUUGCCCAAUUUUCCCACUCUCGACUGCACGACUGGAGUCCAACCAGUCGCCCGUUCGACCAUCAUCUCAAGCCAGAGGGAGCCGAGCUCGAGUCCGCGCAAGUCGAAUUCUCAGCUCGAACGGUCGGCCCGUUUCUAUCCGCCACCGGCUCUGCUGCUCCCGGCAACAGUGACGUCUCUUUCUAUUCGUCCACAUUCAAUUCGAGCCAUUCCUCCGAGUCGCCGGGACCACUUGUCAGACCGCCCGGCGCUGCGUCCGUGGACGUCGCCGCGGCGUCACGACAACUUGGCCCCAGAGACACAGUCACCUUCGCCGCCGGUUGGCAGGCCUGUGCCGCCUGGCAACCGGAUUCGCAGACUUGGCCGUCUCCGGGGCCUUUCAACCACUCGACCAAUGGUCUGGCAGUCGGUUGGCACGAGCACGCCGGGGGUACAUCGGCGACGGGUUGCCAUGACGACUUUGUUGCCGCGACUGCAUGCUACAGAUCGGAGCAAUCUCAGCUUUCCCGGUUGGCCUCAUGCACGGACGAGCCGGCCGGGCAGGCGAGCGCCGAAUUCGCUGACUAUUAUCGUGACGGUGAGCAGCCAUUUUUUGCUUCCUCUUGCUGUGCUACUCUGCAGCGGAGGCGAUGA
Protopolystoma xenopodis is the source of this 1203-nucleotide messenger RNA. NCBI's taxonomy places the organism in Eukaryota, Metazoa, Platyhelminthes, Monogenea, Polystomatidea, Polystomatidae. The record is from the annotation of a GenBank genome assembly.